CAUUUUCCCCGAUUUUAUGGGUGUUGCAUGCCUCCACCCCUACUCGAACUCUAAUUAUUUUUCUAAUUUUAUUCUUAUGUUAGGGCUUUUUGUUGCGACUAAUCAUUCUGAAAAACGUCGGAUUUUUGAAAUUUAUGGAUUGUCUUCAACUAAUCUUCACACUGAGUUUAUUCAACGUGAAGGAAAUACAAGAAUUUCUCUUUUUGAAUAUUACACUCAACAAUAUGCAAUUGAUUUUGAAUUUCCUGAAUGGCCUCUUCUUAUUAAUAAAUACUCAAUUGGGCCAAAUAAUUAUGGUUUCCGUUACUUUCCAAUGGAAGUGUGUUCUAUUCUGGACAAUCAACGAGUUAAUUCAGAUCAACAGGACGGGCAGAUGAUUGGAGAAAUGAUUCGUAAAACAGCAAUUCCGCCUGCUGAAUUAAAGAAACAAAAUGCUCUUUUGAAGAAUUCUCUUCGACUUGAUGUCAGUGAAUAUUUGAAUGGUCUGGGAAUCAAAUGCCAAAAGGAUCCAAUUGAAGUUACUUCUCGUGUUUUGUCUCCACCGGAACUCGAGUUUGCAUCAAGGGCUAAACAAGUUCCAAAACUUCCUCGUUGUUCAUGGAGUGAUUGUAAUGAAUAUUUUUUUCCUGCAACGUGUCAUAAGUGGGUUGCUUUGGCUCUUUUUGGUACACAACAGGAUGCUAUCAAUAUGGAACAGUGGACUGAAUUUGUGAAGCGAUUUCGUUCCGUCCUUUCAAAAAGUCAAAUGAACUUUGCUGAGCCUCAGAUUCUUGUUCGCCAAGUUACUGGUGCAGAUCUGAAAUUAAUAAUUCAGGGGUACUAUGAACAAGGUUUUGAGUAUAUGUUAAUUGCUCAUCCGGAUGGGGCAGAUCAAGUUCAUCAUGCCAUGAAGUAUAUAGAGCAAAAGACCGAAGUCGUCACACAGGGUGUUAAGAUGUCGACUGUUAAGAACGUUAUCUUCAAAGAUCGGUUCCAGACGUUGGCAAACAUCGUCCACAAGACUAAUGUAAAGAUGGGAGGAAUCAAUUAUACUAUUUCUAUCUCUCCGCAAUCUGAUACUUUAAUUGUUGGCAUUGGUUCAAACCAUCCAGGUGGAGGUUUAGCCAUGCGACCUGGAGUUGUGCAACCAACUGCUAUGGGUACAGAAAGUGACAAAAAUGGAAACGGUAAGAAUGGAAAUGGAGCUAAUGGAAAUGGCGAACAUAUACAACGUAUAACUGUGCCAUCUGUUGUUGGAGUAUGUUUUUAG
Meloidogyne enterolobii is the source of this 1249-nucleotide messenger RNA. The record is from the annotation of a GenBank genome assembly. Lineage: Eukaryota; Metazoa; Nematoda; Chromadorea; Rhabditida; Meloidogynidae.